Gadus chalcogrammus (walleye pollock) is the source of this 1181-nucleotide messenger RNA. Its product is annotated as CUGBP Elav-like family member 3. Gene Ontology annotation, molecular function: RNA binding. The transcript is spliced from 9 exons. NCBI's taxonomy places the organism in Eukaryota, Metazoa, Chordata, Actinopteri, Gadiformes, Gadidae. The coding region runs from base 1 to 912 and encodes 303 amino acids. The record is from RefSeq and is a predicted model, not a curated record.
AUGUGUGGCGACACAGGAGGGGCGUCGUCCAGCCUGGUGGUGAAGUUUGCCGACACAGAGAAGGAGCGCGGCCUACGGAGGAUGCAGCAGGUGGCCUCCCAGCUCGGCAUCUUCAGUCCCAUGACGCUCAACUUCCCCGCGUACAACGCCUACACGCAGGCCGUCAACGCACAGGCCUUGGUCCAACAGCAGGCCCUGGUUGCCCAGUCAGCGUACUUGUCUCCGGUAGCAACAGUUGCCGCAGUACAGAUGCAGCAGAUGGCAGCCCUCAACGCCAACGGAAUCAUCGCCACGCCCAUUACACCCAUCACACCCUCAUCGGGUACCAACACCCCGCCCAGCAUGGCGGCAACGCCCGUGUCAGCACUUCACCAACAGCUAGGGGUCAACGGUUACAGCAGCUUGCCAGCCCCGACCAAUGGGCAACAAGCGACAGAGGCAAUCUACACCAAUGGAAUCCACGCAUAUCAAGCCCAGAGUCCGGCGGCGCUGGACCCCCUACAGCAGGCCUACACAGGCAUGCAGCACUACACGGCUGCCUACCCUGCCGCUUAUGGAUUGGUCGGACAGCCGUUCCCACAGCAGCCAACCCUGGUUGCCCAGCAACACCAGCAGCCCCAGCAACAGCAGCAGAGAGAAGGUCCAGAGGGCUGUAACAUCUUCAUCUACCACCUGCCGCAGGAGUUCAGUGACUCAGAAAUGCUGCAGAUGUUCCUGCCCUUUGGAAACGUGAUCUCGGCCAAAGUGUUUGUGGACCGUGCCACCAAUCAGAGCAAGUGCUUCGGCUUUGUGAGUUUUGACAACCCCUCUAGCGCUCAGGCGGCCAUCCAGUCCAUGAAUGGCUUCCAGAUUGGCAUGAAAAGGCUCAAGGUGCAACUGAAAAGACCUAAAGAUGCCAACCGCCCAUACUGAGAUGGGGCCAGAGAACAAAAGAGGAGAAUGGACGCCAGCGGCUUACACAGCGGCUGAGGUGGAUUUCCCAGGAUCCAAUGCUCUGUCAAACGGUCUCAUACCCUAUGAGUGAUAUCGGAUCGCAGUUGCCUACACACAUCUACACACACAAACACACAAAUCCGCACAUCCGCACAGACACACACACACACACACACACACACACACACACACACACACACACACACACACACACACACACACACACACACACACACACACACACACAC